Molecule: messenger RNA, 990 nt
Organism: Aspergillus mulundensis
Lineage: Eukaryota; Fungi; Ascomycota; Eurotiomycetes; Eurotiales; Aspergillaceae
Product: class I SAM-dependent methyltransferase
Exons: 3
Coding region: 1-990 (329 amino acids)
Molecular function (GO): methyltransferase activity
Source: RefSeq, a predicted model, not a curated record
AUGCCGCCACCCAAUUUCCAUGAACAGAUUCAGGUCGAUACAAGUGAUGAAGAUUCUCUCUACGAUGUCGAUUCCGUAGCUGACUCGAGCCUCUCUUUCGCGUCUACCGUUCGAGACUACUACUAUGAAAAUGGCCGUCGGUACCAUGCAUACCGCUACGGCCAGUACCCGAUCCCCAAUGACGAAGAGGAGCAGGAUCGCUUAAACAUCACCCAUCACCUCUUCAAACUUUUAACUGGGGGCGAUCUGUACCGCACCCCUCUCGCCCAACAAUCUGCUCCAAGGCGCAUCCUGGACAUUGGCACCGGGACAGGCGCCUGGGCGCUAGAGAUGGCGGAGGAGUUCCCCGAGGCCGAGAUUGUCGGCACCGAUCUGAGCCCAAUCCAGCCGAGCUUCUCGCCGCCCAACUGCACGUUUAUUAUCGACGACGCGGAGAGCGAUUGGGCAUUUCCCAAGGAUGAGAGCUUUGAUUACAUUCACGCCCGCUCUAUGGGUGGUGGUAUAGCCGACUGGGAACGGUUGUUCCGGCAGGCUUAUAACCAUCUCAAACCCGGUGGUUGGAUUGAAUGCCAGGAGUUCGAAGCCGAGAUACACUCGGAUGAUGGCACCGAGGAAAUGGCCCCGAUGCUGCUAGACCUGGGUAGAAAGCUAGACGAGGCUAGCAGGAAAUUCGGGAAGCGCAUGAGCAUUGCUUCUUCGCUUUCCGGGUGGAUAGAGGGGACUGGGUUUACCAACGUUACCGAAGAUAUCUACAAGUGUCCAGUAGGCUCGUGGCCUAAGAGUCCGCGCCUCAAAGAAAUUGGUCGCGUCAGCAAGGUCGCAGUAAUCGAAGCCAUCGAGCCGUAUUCAUUAGCUCUCCUUACAAGAGUGCUUGGAUGGACCUACGAACGUGCCCAAGACUAUGUCAACAAAUGUCGCCGGGAGGCACUUAACUCCUCAUGCCAUAUAUACGUGCUAUACUACUUUGUGUAUGCACAACGACCUCUAUGA